Phycodurus eques (leafy seadragon) is the source of this 3663-nucleotide messenger RNA. Its product is annotated as caskin-1-like. The transcript has 7 exons. The record is from RefSeq and is a predicted model, not a curated record. Lineage: Eukaryota; Metazoa; Chordata; Actinopteri; Syngnathiformes; Syngnathidae. Bases 344 to 1978 code for a protein of 544 amino acids.
CUGGAGCGGGCUCAGGCGCUGCUGCUGUCCGCCAAGAGCAACAAAAACAACAACAAGCGACGAGUAGACGACGAGCAUGCGGUGAGUCCGUUGGCAUCUUUUUCCCAAGCAAACAUUCAGAUGAUUCUGAUGUCCUCCGCGAAUGAAGGUUGAGCGUUUAAAGCCACGGUUAAGGUAUUCAAGUUAGGGUUUGAAACAAGAGUUUGAGUUUCAAGUCAGGAUUAUUGCAGGGCAUUGAUGACCAUUCCGGAGUUUUGGUUAAGUGUGAUCUUUUUAUGCAGUCGUUCGGGAACGCGUCCGUGCCGUCGCAGGUGUCGGCGCUAAACAGGUCGUCGCGAGUUCGAUGCGGCCCCGCCCUCGCGUCGCUCUCGUCAUGACGCGUUUGCGGCAGUUUCAAGAAUUGAAUGCAAGCGGACAGAAGUGGCGACAAGUCGCAAGCCGGGUUCACGUUGAAGCGAAGACGGCGUUGCGUCCUUCCUCCCGACAGGACGUCAAAAACCGAGCCGCCACUCCAAACUCCAGCGAAGUCGCGGCGGACUCGAGCGAGCCGCUCGACUCGGCUUCGCACCGAGGCGGAUCGACGACCCCGCCGGCGCGCUCGCCCGAGGGGAACCGCCACCCGGCGGCGGCGGCGGGAGGAGGAGGAAGUCGCUUCUUGAAGAAGCCGCCGUUUCCGCUCGGCAGCAAAUCGGCCGAGACGUCACUCGUGGACGGCAGUCGGGGGACGACGCGCUUCCUCGGGAAAAAGACAACGGGGUCUCCGGAGGAUCCCGGGGGGGAAUCCGGGCCCAAACCCGCCGAGGCCUCCCUGCUCGAAUGGCGCGAAAGUGUGGACAGCGAUGAAGAGGAGGUGAUGAAGCUCUUGGGAGACCACAACUCGACGAGGUCUUCGUCGAGGAGCAGAACGAGCCUGCCCCGGGGCCGACUACAUACUCGGCUCGACAGAAAUCCGGCGACGAGUGAACCGACGGCCUUUUUCCAGACGUUCGGCCGAAGAAGUCAGAGGUCGGGCUCCCCUCCGCCUCGCCGGCCCUCCGGGGACAGCCGCCCCUCGUCCCGCUGCGGCCGCGGUAGCCCCCUGCCCGAGAAGGGGGGCCCCCCCUCGUCGCCGCCACGCUCUUCCGCGUCGGCCCCGGAGGAGCUUCUCACGCUGGAAGGACUUUUCCCGCUUCCAUCUGACGCCAGCGAGGCCAGCCAGGUGUCCUCGCACUUGGACUUCCAGCUGAAUGUGAAGUCAUUGGACGAUGUCGGCUCCGCCCCCUCCGGAGACUCAAGCGGCGGCGCGGCGCCGCAGGCGGCGCCGGGCGAGCGCGAGGUCUCGGUCCAGGGGGUCGACUACGAGAGCGACUUCGAGAGCGGCGGCGGGACGGACGCCGACCGCGGAGGCGGCGGCGGACAGGUGUCGGAACACCUGCCGGGCGAUGACGAGGAAGGGGUCGCGUCGUCGAUGCUUUCGUCCGAGGCGAGGACAGACGGCGAGGACGCGAGCGCCCCUACGACGUCGUCGCGCGGUCUCACGGCGCGCGCCGGAUCUCUCAGCCGCGCGCCCUCGCAGCCCGCCGCCCGUUUAAAAGACGCGGCGGCGCAGACGGACGCCGACGUGCGGUGGGCCCGGGCCGGGGUUCCCGGCGCUCCGGCGGACGCGUUGGCGCUGACGGAGUCGGCGAAGCGGCGGCUGGCCGUCGCGCGCCGCACGGCCCGAAGCGGCCGGGGGAAACGCGACGACGUCGUGCGCGGCCUCGGCCCGCCCGCCUACACGUACGCCACGCUGAGGCGCACCUUGGAGGUAGUUGCGGGCACACGUUUACUGGCACAAUCUCUCACGCGCAUGCACCCGCUCUCUCGUUCAAUCUCACGUGAACUUACCGUCACGCAGUCUCUCCCGCGCCUUUACUCGCACUCAAUCGCAGACUGUCUCGUCCGCUCUCGCAGAUCAUCCGGCAACAAACGCGGAGGUGAGCGAGCGGAGCGAACGUGACCGGUCGUCGGGCGGCCAAUCGUGCGACUGGACGCGCGUGACGUCUGACGCGGUUUCCAUUUUUCCUUCCUCUUUUUUACUCCCAAGGCUCCAAUAUUUUUGCGUUGUGCGACGACGCGCUUGGCAACCGUCGCUAGCGGCUCCUCAUCAUCGAGGUCGUUUUGCCGUCUGUCGCGCGGCGGCGAUAUCGAACGCCGCCGGCGCUUCGGCUCCGAUUUCGUUCCCACGUCUGUCGUUUGUUGCAAGCGGCGGCAGACGGCGUCAAAACGGACGGCGGCGGAUCGAAUCUCAGCUGUAGAAUCGUGUGACUGGCUUCUAGUGUACCGAUUUGAUUCCUUUUGUACACAGACUCGCUUGCGUGUCGUUAAUGUGAUGAUGUCCGAGUAUUAAAGUGGCAGGGAAGCGCUUUUUGUUGUUUUUCCCAAAUGCAGUCGAUAUGUUUCAAGGUCAUUGUGAAAACAUGCAAAGACCGAGAACAAUAUUGUACUGCGUCGCGGAGGGAAAUUUGCUCGGAGACUGCCUCUCCGCAGCCCGCGAGAGCAUGCGCGUCGCUGGGAAUUCUCUUCUCCCCGCUCACGAACCGUGUGAGGGGAGGAGUUUGUUCCGGGGGGCGGGGUUUUCAGAGUAUUCGGUGACACGCCCGCAGCAUCCGCCAGCUGAAAGAAUGUCUCCCUUCUUCGUUUGGAAGCCCGAUUUCACAUACUUUGAAUUCAUUCAUUUAUUUUUCCAGUUGACAUUUUUUCUGUGGUGUGACAUUUACAAGACGUUUUUUGCAUCAUACGUGGGACAUUAAAUCUUUGUGUCUUUAACAUGAUGUCAAGUGACUUUGAGGUCAAUAGUUUAAUAAAUAAUUGUGCACCCGCCACCCAUCAAAUGUGAAAUUGCAAAAAUGCUCUGGAAUAAAUUGUGAAAUGCGGAAUCGAGGACGAAUGUGAAACCUCAUUAUGAAUUCUAUUUGAAGUUGCAAUGCUUUCAAGAAAUGUGGAAGUUGGAGGUAAAUGGGAGAAUUUGUAAAAAUGUAGGAAUUUUAGUGUGGUGUGGAAAAUAAAAGUCUGAAUCAGUCAAGAACUGUUAGAAAGGAUGAUAUAAAUUCAAUGUGGGAAUUUUGUAAAAGAUUGAGACACUGAAAGGUUGAAUUUGGGUAAUGAUGGAAAGUCUUAAGUGGUCAUGUUGGAAUGGGAAAUGUUAAAAUUAUGCAAAAUCUUAAAAAAAAAAAAGUUCCUGAGGUGAUUUGAAAGAGUUGAACAUUUUGAAUAGGAAUGAUGAGCAUUUGUUGAAUGGCUCAUUGUUUUUGGGUUUUUCGGGGGGGCUCUAAAAAAAAAAAAUGCAAUGUGAGAAAUACUGCGGAUAAUCUGAGUUUUGGAAAUUUUGAAUGAUCAGUCUGUUGAGAAAAGGACUUGGGCAUCAGAAAAAUGGAAAAACAAUUCAAUGUCAAUUUGUGUAGAAUAAUGCACAAACGCUCUUCAGCUUUCACAUCAUUAUGUCAAAACUGCAGAAAAUAAAAAUGUCGUCAAGAGGGCGCCACAUGACCGACCGGUUAGCACAUCUGCCUCACAGUUGUGAGGUAGCGGGUUCAAAUCCCGGCCCCGCCUGUGCGGACGUUGCGUCUUCUCCCCGUGCCUGCGCGCCUUUUCUCCGGGCACUCCGGUUUCCUCCCACAUCCCGAAAACACGCGUGCGACGUUC